Molecule: messenger RNA, 1754 nt
Organism: Sclerotinia trifoliorum
Lineage: Eukaryota; Fungi; Ascomycota; Leotiomycetes; Helotiales; Sclerotiniaceae
Source: the annotation of a GenBank genome assembly
GGGAUCCAAAGAGCAGAGCAGAGCGAGGAGUUCGCCCGUGCACUUUUGGACAGCUUUGAGAGGACUGGAUUUGCGAAGCUCAAGGGCCACAUCUUCAGUGCGUAAGAGCUAGAGGAAUUGUUCACCUGGGUAAGAACCCCCCUUGAUAUACCUUGUAGAUGCUGUGACACUGACUUUCUCCGCCAGGGCCGAAAGUUUUUUGACCAGCCAUUGGAAAUAAAGAACGAGAUUCCGAAUGAAAAAGGGCCUAGGCCUAUGCGUGGUUACACCCCAUGGAGAGUCGAGGAAGUCAGGAAGCUUCCUCUUGAUGUAAAGGUUAAGAUCAUGACGGACUCAAAGGUUCGCGUAGACAGCAACUUACUGGCAAUUUUGGGCAUCCUGCCUGACCAUGAUAUUUAGGAGCAUUUUGAUCAAGGCCCCGAAUACGACACAGAAUUCCCAAACAAAUAGCCCAAGGCGUCUGAGCUAUCGGGCUUUCGACCCUUCAUGGAGGGGUUCUACCGUCAAUGCGAUGACGUUUGUAUGACGCUGAUGAAGGCCCUAGAGGUCGCCUGGGGUAUCGACGAUGGGUCAUUGGUUACACGCUGCGUUCCCAAUGCCACAGAUCUCCGACUGACCCACUAUCCUGCAAUCAACGUGGACGAGAUGCAAUCAGGCCGAUCAAGUCGUAUUGCCCCACAUACCGACUUCGGUCCCAUCACACUCCUAUUCCAGGACAGCACUGGUGGUCUAGAAAUCGAAGACCGGACCAAUCCCCGUCCCCAUUCUUUCGUUCCCUUGCCGCCGACCGAUAUGACGGAAAUGAUUGUCAACGUCGGCGAUACAAUGACGCGUUGAACCAAUGGAAAGAUUGCCGGUGAUAUCCAUCGGGUCACCAUCCCAGAAGCAAUGAAGGGGAAAAGCGCCUUGACCCUGCCCCGCAGAAUGUCCAUGGCCUAUCUCUUUAAGGCGGAGCGUAAUGCCUCAGUCGGCCCAUUGUCAAAGUUUGUUUCUUGUGCGGAGCCAGCAAAGUAUCCCGACAUGACGGCUCCCGAAUUCCAAAAAUCGAGAAACAGCAUCGUGUACAACGUUGACGAGAAGAAGUGUUCGAAGGAUUUUGAUAGCUUGAACGGCAUAUCUGGAUACGAGUUUCCUCUGUAGCUAGGUCUAUUCAGCUUUGUAGCCAGCAGGCCUUGACUUCGUGGCCAAGCAUGAUAGCACUAGGUUAUCUGAAUUAAAAAAUUUAGUAUCCUGUCAUUUGCCCUUAUCAUCUCUACAGUAUGUACCUCAUACACCUGAUUUACCCACUGUUUAAUUAUCUUUCGACUCAGCGCAUCCCACGCUUUUAGUACCGAUUCUUUACUAGUAUCGUCGUCAAAGUGAGCGUGAUUGCAUAGGUGUGAAUUAGGCUUGUUUCCAGGUCCUUUAAAGGAGAGGGAAAUCGGGCGAAGAGGGCGCGAUUCUCUAACACUGUAAUCCAAGCUCUUUCUUCCAUUUCUGUACAAUAUUUUUCUUUGAUUCCGCAGUAACAACUUUUUGGGAGAAUCUAGUUGUGCGCGGCGACCAUUUUCCUCCUCGCACUUUUUGAUUUUAUAUGACCUUGUCUCCUCCUUCUUGCCAUUUCUCUUCUUGAUAGUGCAUUAUACUUAUGCCCAGGGUCUCCAUUCUCCUCAAGAAUCAUCAGUGCGUUCGAUUCAUGGCUUAACCAUAUCUUAAGAAAUUAAACAUAAUAACCUUAUAUGGAUGUAAAAUCUAGAAACAGGGAUAUGUCGGAU